AUGCUCACUACCCCAGCCCCAGAAGGAGCAUUGCUAUCUGAUUCUAGUUCUGAAGGAUUUCUUGAGAACUCUGGUGUGCCAUUGAAAGCCAUUGUUGAAGGAAUGGAAAUAGAGGUGAUAAAGGAAUUAGGAAAGGAGUUGGUUAUAGAGGACAAUCAUGAAGCUAGAAAGGAGACAGGGGGAUGCAAUUCAGAACCUGGAAAAGAGAAAGUGGAGAUCAUACAAAUAUGCAGUGAUGACUUUUUCAAUGGGGUGAAAUUCAAGAGGCAGGAAGAGGAGAGUAGUCCUUGGGGAGUUUCUAUUUAUCUGAGUAUGGUUAAAGCUAUAAAAGAACAGCAGUGGCAGUUCUUAGAACAAGAAAGAAUCAAAUGGGCUAAGAUGGGGAUGUAUGAGAUUAGAGGAGAAGGUUAUCAUUUUUCUUCGGGUAAUAAUAGGGUAGAGGAAGGAUUUGUAGAAGAAAGAUUGGACAGGGCUUUCUGUUCCUUUGAGUGGUGGGACCAAUAUCCAAAUGCAUCAUCUUUGAACAUUAUUAGAACGAUCUCAGAUCAUUCUUUCCUUUUGCUAAAUAUUGGAGAAGGAAAGGAAAAAAAAAACAUAAGAGAUUCCAGAUUGAUUAAAGAUGGUUAA
Molecule: messenger RNA, 627 nt
Organism: Striga asiatica
Lineage: Eukaryota; Viridiplantae; Streptophyta; Magnoliopsida; Lamiales; Orobanchaceae
Source: the annotation of a GenBank genome assembly